CCCUGUAACCUUCAAAUUCCUUGAAAAUAAUUCUCUCAAUUUUAACUCUUAUAUUGUGCAAUGAAAAAUAUUAUAAACGCCCUCGUCAACGCCUAGAUUUUAAUUAGUAUUGUCUGGUAUAAAAUAAACUUUUAGUAAGUCCUGAGAAAGUUAAAAUAUAUCCAAGUAACAGUUGAAAUAUUACCGAUUACAUAGAUAAUUCCAUAACUGCUCAUCUAAUCUCUUAAUUUUUGGAACGUUUUGUAAUUCUUACUGAUAUUAAUUAUUAUGGCAGAAGAACGUGAAAAUUGUGAUGAUGAAUUAAAAAUUGUGAACAGAAACAGAGAAUAUUAUGUCUCUAAAAAGUUAAUUUGUUCAUCUGUGCCUUACUUCGAGAAAAUGUUUUGUUGUGAUCUAUUGGAGUCAAAGGAAAACAAGGUUGAAAUGGAUUUCGACGAACGUGCCUUUGAUGCUGUCCUCGAUUGGGUUCACUCAGGAUCAUUCUUUACUCAAAUGGAUUAUGUGAUUAGUUUUUACGAGGUAACUGACUACUUGAUGAUAAAUGAUGGUUUAUUGGAGCCUUGUCUCUCUUAUUUCAAUGAAAACUUCACUAUUGAACAUCUUCCAAGCGUUUUAAAGCAAGUCUCAAAAGUGUCUAAAUUGACAAGUUCUGGAUCUAUUAACAACAUUAUUUGUCGCUACUUCUUGAUGAUCGUCAAUACGAAUGUUUACUUGAACUAUCCAGUCGAGACAGUUGAAGCUAUUCUCAAAUUGGAUUUGAUGGUUUACUCUGAAUAUCAAAUUUUUGAAUCAAUCAUGAAAUGGGUUAAUCAAAAGGCCGAUGCUCGAAAAAAUUCACUUCCACAAUUAUUGAAAUGUGUUCGUUGGCCCUUCUCGGAUCCUGUUGCUAUUUCUAAGAUGAAGAAUAAUGAAUUAAUCAAGACUCUGUCUAAUUUCGAUACAUUUAUCGAAUCUGAUGGUGAAUGUGGAUUUAAUCGUACUAAACAAAGCUUCUUCGUCUCUAUCCAGCAAAUAGAUAGUAAAAUGUCACGAUUAAAAGUGUUUGAUAAUGAAUUAUUUUGUUUUUCAAUCGGAGAUUUUACUCAAGACGAUUCAAUGUCACUUGAAUUUGUACAUGGAGAACACAUUUCAGAUAUUUUAUUUGAUUCCGAAACAAAAGGAAUCCGAAUUGAUUGGGUCAAAAAGACAUAUCGAUUGCUAGACUUCAAAGUUGCUGGUAAUAAUUACUUAAUUAAAUUAAGGAAAUUCAUUGUAGAUGUCUGGAUCAGCGCCACGUGCUGUUAUUUGGAAGACAAAAACGCAAAACUUUCUUUUCCACUUUCCGCUGAAGAGACACUGAUCCUUGAAUCCAAUGGUAAAUUCAUUUUAAUUGGUAAAACUGGAGAUGAGAAGAAGUGGUUUGGUCUUUUUCCAGUUAGACAUGAAGGUUGGUUCAACUAUAGCGAUUAUGAAUACUCUUUUAAAGCCACUGUUUUGGACAAAGUUGUUUAUAUAUUGACAGAGGAUCUCGAAUUUAUUCAAUUCAAUUAUGAAACUAAAUCCUUCGAUAAGAGUAAACCAUUCAAAGACGAAAAGUGGGAUCUCAAUGAUUUAAUCUUAACUUCGCAUCAAACAAACGACGAUAAAGUUAUUUUGGUCAACAAAUCGUCAGGAAAAUUACAUUAUUUCUGUAUCAAGCAGAAGAAAUGGAUUGAAAAAUAUCGGAUCAUGAAUGUAAAUUUUUGUUCCAAUAGUUCCAAUGUUUAUGUUGAUAAGUUAAUUGCCUUCACUUCAACGUUUUUACCGAUCAAAAAUAUCAAACCUUUGUAUAGGCAAAGCUUUUAUUAACUUUGAACUAUAAUCUGUAUUAAUCAGUGUGAGAGGAAAGAGGUGAUUUUUUACUUCAACAUUUCAUUUAUCUAACAAUUAUCGUUAAAAAUAAUUAAUUACAAUCAACAUUACUCCAUUGUAAUAUUUAAAUGGUAAUUUUUUUCAACAAAUAUAGUUUUCAUCGAACCGCCGAAUGCACAUGAAACAUUAAGAUGAACACAUGUUAUUUACUACAGAUAUUUUGAUUCGAACUCGAUGGUUUAUCAAGAAAAUGAUGAAUUGUGAACAGAAAUGUGAAAAAUGAAAACUAACUCAACUUAAAGGAUGUUGCGGAUAAAAAGGAGAAUUUAUCUUUCCUAAAAUUUUGAUGCAGAUGACGAUUUAUUGAUAAAUUUAUUUGUCUACGUUUGUUUCUUCUUCAAUUUUGUUAUCUUCAUUGUUAUCAUGGUCAACGUCAUCUUUAUCAAAAUUUUAACAAUUUGCAAGGACAACGAAAUGUGUUCAACAUAUUUUGUAUCAAUUUCAGUUAUCUAAUCAACUUAUUGAAUUAAAAACCUUUAAUUAUUAAUAUUUCACUUAAACAAACAAACAUGUUUAUAACAAACUUAAGUACAUUCUAUGUUUCUAACUUCCAACUGAGAUUCACCAAUUAUGAAUUGAAGAAUCUGAU
Molecule: messenger RNA, 2479 nt
Organism: Tetranychus urticae (two-spotted spider mite)
Lineage: Eukaryota; Metazoa; Arthropoda; Arachnida; Trombidiformes; Tetranychidae
Molecular function (GO): protein binding
Source: RefSeq, a predicted model, not a curated record